Phycomyces blakesleeanus NRRL 1555(-) is the source of this 1164-nucleotide messenger RNA. RefSeq lists its product as hypothetical. The transcript is spliced from 3 exons. The coding region runs from base 1 to 1164 and encodes 387 amino acids. Lineage: Eukaryota; Fungi; Mucoromycota; Mucoromycetes; Mucorales; Phycomycetaceae. Gene Ontology annotation, molecular function: protein binding. The record is from RefSeq and is a predicted model, not a curated record.
AUGAUGAACCUUUCGAUUGCCGGAAGUACUAGCAACAACGAUCAACUGCUUGAUCACUCACAUCUCAAGCCUGGAAGUAAAGCCUCUCUUUUAUCUUACAACCAGACCAUCAACAUGUACAGAGAAAACGCCAAAAAGACAAACAGCCCAGAUAUCCAGUGUGACUUUGCAAUCUUCAUGGUUGAGGCCGCAAAGUCUAUCGUCGACGAUGACACCACUCGCUCAGAGUACCUUGCAGAAGCAGAAAAGCUGUUAAAACAACUGUCUGCACGUGGCCAUGCAGAGUCUCAGUACUAUCUUGGAAACCUCUAUGCUUCAGGAUUGUUGAGUAAAAAGGGUAAGAACGAUUUUGACAAGGCGUUUCCUUUGUUUGUCCAGGCUUCCAAACAUAGCCAUGCCGAUGCUGCUUUUAGAACUGCCAAAUGCUAUGAAGAUUCUCUAGGCUGUCGCAAGGAUAGUUCAAAAGCACUCCAAUUCUACAGAAAGGCAGCCGCACUCAGUCAUCCUGGUGCCAUGUAUCGAUUGGGUUUGGCAGAGAUUAAUGGAGAGCUCGGGAUUUCGAAGAAUCCAAGAGACGGUGUAAAGUGGUUAAAGAGAGCAGAAGAAGGUGCUACAUCAGAAUACCCGCAUGCUAUCCACGAAUUGGGUCAAUUGCAUGAAAAGGGUAUUCCAAAUAUCGUGUUUGUUGAUCUGGAUUAUGCCGUGUCUCUUUAUGCCCAAGGCGCUGAGCUAGGCUACGCACCUUCUGCUUUCAGACUUGGUGAGUGUUAUGAGUAUGGAAAACUCAACUGCAAGCAAGACCCAGCCCUAUCGAUCCACUACUACACAAUUGCUGCUCAGCAGGGCCACAGAGAAGCAUGUUUUGCUUUGACGGCCUGGUAUCUUGUCGGAUCACCCCACGUACUUCCUCAAUCUGAUGAAGAAGCCUAUCUGUGGGCAAAAAGAGCAGCAGAAAAGGAACUUCCAAAGGCAGAGUACGCAGUUGGAUACUUUACAGAAUCUGGUAUUGGUACCCAGAAGAAUCCUGUUGAGGCCAUGGAGUGGUAUAAAAAGGCAGCAGAGCAUGGUGAUAAGCGUGCAAUUCAAAGAUUGCAAGGAAAACCGAGCGAUCAAAAGACAAGUAAAAAGAAGGACGGCAAGGAUGAGGACUGCACUAUCAUGUAA